AUCAUCCGGAUCAUAAUCUUCAAUAAACAACAAUAAUUGACAGGAGUAAGCCAGCAUUCAAAACAAAGGUCGUUCAAAAACUUAAUUCAAUUAAAUAUGGCAGAAUUAAAGGAAAUUAGUUCCAAUAAAAUAUUUGGUGGAUAUCAGAAAGUGUUUUCGCAUCAAUCAAAAGAACUGUCAUGUUCAAUGAACUUUGCAAUCUUCCUACCAUCCGAUUCUGCUGAUAAAAAGUUCCCGGUUUUAUAUUAUCUCUCUGGUUUGACUUGUAAUGAACUCAACAUGGUCCAAAAAUCAGGAUUUCAACAAUUUGCAGCCAAGCAUAAUAUCAUUGUUGUCUGUCCAGAUACAUCACCAAGAAACAUUGAGAAUUUAGACACUUCCGAUUUUAAUUAUGAUUUUGGGUAUGGAGCUGGAUUUUAUGUCGACAGUACGGUUGAGAAGUAUAAGAAUUUCAGAAUGUAUAGCUACAUCUCGUCUGAAUUGAUAGAAGUUGUGAAUAAUAAUUUCCCAACUUUGGUUGACAAGCAGUCUAUAUUUGGGCACUCAAUGGGUGGACAUGGCUCAUUGAUCUGUGCUUUGAAGAAUCCUGGACUUUACAAGAGUGUCUCAGCGUUUGCACCAAUCAGCAAUCCAGUAAAUUGUCCUUGGGGGAAUAAAAAUUUCACUGGAUAUCUUGGAGAUAACAAGGAUGAAUGGAAGGCAUACGAUGCAACUGAACUUGUUGGAAAAUAUAAUGGACCUCCUCUAGAAAUAUUUGUUGAUCAAGGAAGUGAAGAUCAGUUUUUGAAGGAAAAUCAAUUGCUUCCUAAUAACUUAAUUGAUGCUGCAAAAAAGGCACAAGUUCCAAUUAUUUAUAAACUUCGUGAAGGAUAUGAUCACAGUUACUUCUUCAUUGCUACUUUUAUGGGUGAACACAUCGAAUAUCAUGCCAAAUUUUUAAAUAAUUAAAUAUUAUUGAUAUAUACUUGCACGCACGUGCUUCAAAUAAAAUAACGGUUUUGGAAC
Messenger RNA from Chironomus riparius, 1005 nucleotides. NCBI's taxonomy places the organism in Eukaryota, Metazoa, Arthropoda, Insecta, Diptera, Chironomidae. The record is from the annotation of a GenBank genome assembly.